AUGUUCCUCCUCGUCGGCCGCUCUUGCCCACGUCAGACCGCUUUCCUCGUCGCCCGUGCUUUCCCUCAUUACCCUCCCCGACCCUCUGGUCGCAUAUGUUCCCGUAGUGGCCCAUGCUCUCCCACGUUAACCACACAUCCCCUCGUCGCAAUUGCCAGUAGUAAACAUACCGCGCUUCAGAUCGUCACCCGCGCUCCCCUCAUCACCCUCGUCGACCCACACCGAUCCUCGCCGCCCUCCCCUCCCUUCGUCACCGACAUUCCCUCUCGUCGCUCGCGCUUCCCCUCAUCACCCGUUCCGACCCUCACCGCCCUUGCCUCCCCUCGUCGCCCGCGCGUCCCGUCGUCGGGCUUGCCUCCCAAUGGGGAGGAACAGAUGGGGAGGAACGGAUGGGGAGGAACGGAUGGGGAGAAACAGAGGUGGUCGCUUCCGCCACCACAAUCGAACAGCGUUCUGAUUCCCUCUCUGCUCCCCACCAUCCUCCCCCCAGCUCUCUCCCCGGCAUCUGCCCCCGUUCCCCCCAUCCUCUUCCCUGUUUCCCCGUAUCCCCUGCCGUGCUUCCCCCCAUCCUAUCCCCUCUUACCCCGUAUCCCCUGCCCUGCUUCCCCCCAUCCCCUUCCCUGCUUCCCCCCAUCCCCUUCCCUGCUUCCCCUCGUCCCCUCCCCUGCUUUCCCCCAUCCCCUUCCCUGCUUCCCUCCAUCCCCUUCCCUGCUUUCCCCCAUCCCCUACCCUGCUUCCCCCCAUCCCCCUCCCUGCUUCCCCCCAUCCCCUUCCCUGCUUCCCCCCAUCCCCUGCCCUGCUUCCCCCCAUCCCCUUCCCUACUUUCCCCCAUCCCCUGCCCUGCUUCCCCCAUCCCGUCCCGUGCUUCCCCCCAUCCCCUUCCCUGCUUCCCCCCAUCCCCUUCCCUGCUUCCCUCCUUCCCUUUCCCUGCUUCACCCCAUCCCAUCCCCUGCUUCCCCCCAUCCCGUCCCGUGCUUCCCCCCAUCCCCUUCCCUGCUUCCCCCCAUCCCCCUCCCUGAUUCCCCCCAUCCCCUUCCCUUCUUCCCCCCAUCCCCUCCCCUUCUUCCUCCCAUCCCCUUCCCUGCUUCCCCCCAUCCCCUUCCCUGCUUCCCCCCAUCCCCUGCCCUGCUUCCCCCCAUCCCCUCCCCUGCUUCCCCCAUCCCGUCCCGUGCUUCCCCCCAUCCCCUUCCCUGCUUCACCCCAUCCCCUUCCCUGCUUCCCCUCAUCCCCUCCCCUGCUUCCCCCCAUCCCCCUCCCUGUUUCCCCCCAUCCCCUUCCCUACUUCCCCCCAUCCCCUACCCUGCUUCCCCCCAUCCCCCUCCCUGCUUCCCCCCAUCCCCUUCCCUGCUUCCCCCCAUCCCCUGCCCUGCUUCCCCCCAUCCCCUUCCCUACUUUCCCCCAUCCCCUGCCCUGCUUCCCCCCAUCCCGUCCCGUGCUUCCCCCCAUCCCCUUCCCUGCUUCCCCCCAUCCCCUUCCCUGCUUCCCCCCAUCCCCUUCCCUGCUUCCCCCCUUCCCUUUCCCUGCUUCACCCCAUCCCCUCCCCUGCUUCCCCCCAUCCCGUCCCGUGCUUCCCCCCAUCCCCUUCCCUGCUUCCCCCCAUCCCCCUCCCUGAUUCCCCCCAUCCCCUUCCCUUCUUCCCCCCAUCCCCUCCCCUUCUUCCUCCCAUCCCCUUCCCUGCUUCACCCCAUCCCCUUCCCUGCUUCCCCCCAUCCCCUUCCCUGCUUCCCCCCAUCCCCCUCCCUGAUUCCCCCCAUCCCCUUCCCUUCUUCCCCCCAUCCCCUCCCCUUCUUCCUCCCAUCCCCUUCCCUUCUUCCCCCAUCCCCUCCCCUUCUUCCUCCCAUCCCCUUCCCUGCUUCCCCUCGUCCCCUCCCCUGCUUCCCUCCAUCCCCUUCCCUGCUUUCCCCCAUCCCCUACCCUGCUUCCCCCCAUCCCCCUCCCUGCUUCCCCCCAUCCCCUUCCCUGCUUCCCCCCAUCCCCUGCCCUGCUUCCCCCCAUCCCCUGCCCUGCUUCCCCCCAUCCCCUUCCUACUUUCCCCCAUCCCCUGCCCUGCUUCCCCCCAUCCCGUCCCGUGCUUCCCCCCAUCCCCUUCCCUGCUUCCCCCCAUCCCCUGCCCUGCUUCCCCCCAUCCCGUCCCGUGCUUCCCCCCAUCCCCUUCCCUGCUUCCCCUCGUCCCCUCCCCUGCUUCCCUCCAUCCCCUUCCCUGCUUCCCCCCAUCCCCCUCCCUGCUUCCCCCCAUCCCCUUCCCUGCUUUCCCCCAUCCCCUACCCUGCUUCCCCCCAUCCCCCUCCCUGCUUCCCCCCAUCCCCUGCCCUGCUUCCCCCCAUCCCGUCCCGUGCUUCCCCCCAUCCCCUUCCCUGCUUCCCCCCAUCCCCUUCCCUGCUUCCCCCAUCCCCUGCCCUGCUUCCCCCCAUCCCGUCCCGUGCUUCCCCCCAUCCCCUUCCCUGCUUCCCCCAUCCCCUGCCCUGCUUCCCCCCAUCCCCUCCCCUGCUUCCCCCCAUCCCCCUCCCUGUUUCCCCCCAUCCCCUUCCCUUCUUUCCCCCAUCCCUUCCCCUGCUUCCCCCCUUCCCUUUCCCUGCUUCACCCCAUCCCCUCCCCUGCUUCCCCCCAUCCCGUCCCGUGCUUCCCCCCAUCCCCUUCCCUGCUUCCCCCCAUCCCCUUCCCUGCUUCCCCCCAUCCCCUUCCCUACUUUCCCCCAUCCCCUGCCCUGCUUCCCCCCAUCCCGUCCCGUGCUUCCCCCCAUCCCCUUCCCUGCUUCCCCCCAUCCCCUUCCCUGCUUCCCCCCUUCCCUUUCCCUGCUUCACCCCAUCCCAUCCCCUGCUUCCCCCCAUCCCCUGCCCUGCUUCCCCCCAUCCCGUCCCGUGCUUCCCCCCAUCCCCUUCCCUGCUUCCCCCCAUCCCCCUCCCUGAUUCCCCCCAUCCCCUUCCCUUCUUCCCCCCAUCCCCUCCCCUUCUUCCUCCCAUCCCCUGCCCUGCUUCCCCCCAUCCCGUCCCGUGCUUCCCCCCAUCCCCUUCCCUGCUUCCCCCCAUCCCCUUCCCUGCUUCCCCCCAUCCCCUGCCCUGCUUCCCCCAUCCCCUCCCCUGCUUCCCCCCAUCCCCCUCCCUGCUUCCCCCCAUCCCCUGCCCUGCUUCCCCCCAUCCCGUCCCGUGCUUCCCCCCAUCCCCUUCCCUGCUUCCCCCCAUCCCCUUCCCUGCUUCCCCCAUCCCCUGCCCUGCUUCCCCCCAUCCCGUCCCGUGCUUCCCCCCAUCCCCUUCCCUGCUUCCCCCCAUCCCCUGCCCUGCUUCCCCCCAUCCCCUCCCCUGCUUCCCCCCAUCCCCCUCCCUGUUUCCCCCCAUCCCCUUCCCUUCUUUCCCCCAUCCCUUCCCCUGCUUCCCCCCUUCCCUUUCCCUGCUUCACCCCAUCCCCUCCCCUGCUUCCCCCUAUCCCGUCCCGUUCAUGUUCCAUCCCCUUCCCUGCUUCCCCCCAUCCCCUUCCCUUCUUCCCCCAUCCCCUUCCCUGCUUCCCCCCUUCCCUUUCCCUGCUUCACCCCAUCCCCUCCCCUGCUUCCCCCCAUCCCGUCCCGUGCUUCCCCCCAUUCCCUUCCCUGCUUCCCCCCAUCCCCUUCCCUGCUUCCCCCCAUCCCCUUCCCUACUUUCCCCCAUCCCCUGCCCUGCUUCCCCCCAUCCCGUCCCGUGCUUCCCCCCAUCCCCUUCCCUGCUUCCCCCCAUCCCCUUCCCUGCUUCCCCCCUUCCCUUUCCCUGCUUCACCCCAUCCCAUCCCCUGCUUCCCCCCAUCCCCUGCCCUGCUUCCCCCCAUCCCGUCCCGUGCUUCCCCCCAUCCCCUUCCCUGCUUCCCCCCAUCCCCCUCCCUGAUUCCCCCCAUCCCCUUCCCUUCUUCCCCCCAUCCCCUCCCCUUCUUCCUCCCAUCCCCUGCCCUGCUUCCCCCCAUCCCGUCCCGUGCUUCCCCCCAUCCCCUUCCCUGCUUCCCCCCAUCCCCUUCCCUGCUUCCCCCCUUCCCUUUCCCUGCUUCACCCCAUCCCCUCCCCUGCUUCCCCCCAUCCCGUCCUGUGCUUCCUCCCAUCCCCUUCCCUGCUUCCCCCCAUCCCCUUCCCUGCUUCCCCCCAUCCCCUGCCCUGCUUCCCCCCAUCCCCUCCCCUGCUUCCCCCCAUCCCCCUCCCUGUUUCCCCCCAUCCCCUUCCCUUCUUUCCCCCAUCCCUUCCCCUGCUUCCCCCCUUCCCUUUCCCUGCUUCACCCCAUCCCCUCCCCUGCUUCCCCCCAUCCCGUCCCGUUCAUGUUCCAUCCCCGUCCCGUGCUUCCCCCCAUCCCCUUCCCUGCUUCCCCCCAUCCCCUUCCCUGCUUCCCCCCAUCCCCUGCCCUGCUUCCCCCCAUCCCCUCCCCUGCUUCCCCCCAUCCCCCUCCCUGCUUCCCCCCAUCCCCUUCCCUUCUUUCCCCCAUCCCUUCCCCUGCUUCCCCCCUUCCCUUUCCCUGCUUCACCCCAUCCCCUCCCCUUCUUCCCCCCAUCCCCUUCCCUGCUUCCCCCAAUCCCCUUCCCUGUUUCCUCCAAUCCCCUUCCCUGUUUCCCCCCACAGGGGGACGCACGCGCAACAGGGGGGCAGCGCAGCAGACUUGUGUGCAAUCUCAGUGA
Closterium sp. NIES-65 is the source of this 4620-nucleotide messenger RNA. The record is from the annotation of a GenBank genome assembly. Lineage: Eukaryota; Viridiplantae; Streptophyta; Zygnematophyceae; Desmidiales; Closteriaceae.